AUGUAAUAAAAGUAGUCUAAAAAAUCUAAAGAGGAAGAACCAAUUUUCAAUGGAACAUUCAAAGACAACAGUGAUGACGAAAAUGAUGAUAAAAGAAAGAAAUAAACUCUGAUUAUUAAUGUGUCUGAUACAAAAUAUGAUGUUGUGAAAUUUGUUGGGAAAAAGAUAUUCAAAUGGAUAUUGUAAUAUGAACCUGAUGGAGUCAAUUGGGAUAUGUUUUGGACUGAUGCAGCUGUUUAACCAGAAACCUUAGGCAAAAUGUAACCUCAUCAAAAGAUAAAUCACUUUCCUGGGAUGUAUUCACUUGCUCGUAAAAACCAUCUUGGUAGAAAUUUGAUGAAGAUGAGAAAACAAUUCCCAAAUGAUUAUAAAUUCUUCCCCUAAACAUGGCUAUUGCCAGCUGAAUAUGGAGAUUUCAAAAAUUAAUUUGUCAAAGGAAAAGUAAGAACAUUCAUAGUAAAACCAGAAGCAAGUUGUUAAGGAAGAGGAAUAUUUCUGACCAGAAGUAUCAAUGACAUCAACCCAACUGAUCAUUAUGUGGCAUAAAGAUAUAUGCAUAGACCAUUUUUGAUAGAUGGUUUGAAAUUUGAUUUGAGAAUCUAUGUGUUAUUAGCUGGAACAGAUCCUAUGAGAAUAUAUGUAUAUUAAGACGGCUUAGUAAGAUUUGCAACUGAACAAUACGUUACUCCAACUACUAAUAAUUUGGAGGAUGUUUGUAUGCAUUUAACAAAUUAUGCUAUCAAUAAGGAGAAUCCCAACUUUGUAUUUAAUAAUGAUGCUACCAAAAUGGAUGUUGGACACAAAAGGUCCAUUAAAUCAGUCUUUGGUAAGUUAUAAGAAGAAGGACAUAAUAUAUAGAAGUUAUGGUAGGAUAUGUAUAAAUUAUUCAUCAAAACCUUCUGCACUGUCUAGCCAAUUCUCAAUCAUCAUUACAAAUCAUGUUAACCUGAUAACUACGCUAAUAAUAUGUGUUUUGAAAUUCUAGGAAUGGAUAUCUUCAUUAAUGAUAAAUUAAGACCAUCUUUAUUAGAAGUUAAUCACACUCCCAGUUUUACUACAGACACACCUUUGGAUUCAUUAAUAAAGAAGAAUCUUAUUAGAGAUACUUUAAAAUUGAUGAAUGUAAGUCUAAAAGCUAAAGAAGAAAUAAUAGCAUCAAGGAGAGAGUAAUUAUAAUAAAGAGUUUUGACAGGCAAGAAAUAGAAAUUAACUUAAGAAGAGAAAUAAUUACUAAUUAAAUAAUGGUCAGAAUAAAGAGAUCAACAUGAAAAUAAUAAUUUAGGCGAUUAUAUCAAAAUAUACCCUUUGGAGGAUGCCCAUGAAUAUGAUAAAUUCAUUGAAUUUUCUUCUCAAUUAUAAGACAAUUGGACUGGAGCAAAUAUCAGAAGAAACUAAAAAAAAGAACCAUCUGAAACUCAACAAUUCCAAAUUAGCAAACCUCCAACCAUUCCUGUUAAAAAACCAAACACUCCUUAAAUGUUACCUAAAAUUAGUGAAAGACAAAAUAGAAUUCAUCAAUCAAUUGAACCAAAUGCUGAAAUCAAAAGUAAAACAUAAUCAAGCUUAGGAAAAAGUACUAAAGAAUCAAAAAGAUAAGUAUCUGAUCCUCCUAUACCUAAACAACAUUAAAGUAUGAGAAAUGUGUAGUAACCACCUCAAUAACAAUAACAAUUGCCAUUAAAAUCAUGUUUAUAACCUAAAUUGUUUGAAUUAGACAUCUUAAGCUCACAAAAUAGAUCAAAUUCUUAGAGUAAAAAAUUAAAUUAGUUCAAACUACAAUGAUAACUUAAUAUCCAUCAUAUUAUAUUUAUUCACUAUAAAUUUUACAGUGA
Messenger RNA from Paramecium tetraurelia, 1832 nucleotides. RefSeq lists its product as uncharacterized. The transcript is spliced from 4 exons. Gene Ontology annotation, biological process: microtubule cytoskeleton organization; protein polyglutamylation. Gene Ontology annotation, molecular function: tubulin-glutamic acid ligase activity; tubulin binding. Gene Ontology annotation, cellular component: cilium. The record is from RefSeq and is a predicted model, not a curated record. Lineage: Eukaryota; Ciliophora; Oligohymenophorea; Peniculida; Parameciidae.